Messenger RNA from Erinaceus europaeus (western European hedgehog), 2187 nucleotides. RefSeq names its product mas-related G-protein coupled receptor member X4-like. Gene Ontology annotation, molecular function: G protein-coupled receptor activity. Bases 270 to 1268 code for a protein of 332 amino acids. NCBI's taxonomy places the organism in Eukaryota, Metazoa, Chordata, Mammalia, Eulipotyphla, Erinaceidae. The record is from RefSeq and is a predicted model, not a curated record. The transcript has a single exon. Gene Ontology annotation, biological process: G protein-coupled receptor signaling pathway. Gene Ontology annotation, cellular component: membrane.
AAUCUCAGGCACCUUCUUUCCCAGGCACUGGGGAUGAGUGUGUCUAGGAUCCCUCAGGAUCUCGGGAGAGACUGGGCAUUGGAGUCAGGAUGGUGCUUGUCUGCACAUUGAAGCAUUAAGGCUGUGACAGCAGUUCCUGGGAGGAGUUGUCCCAGGGGCACGACCCGGGUCCUUGUCCUGAGGCAGAAGGGAGGUCUGAAGCUGCAGUCUGUGCAGUGACUUGGUCCCUUCCCCAUCUCCAUCUUUACUCCCAAGAGCAGAAGCAGCAGAUGGCUCCUGAGUUCAGAAACAACACUGGGCCCUUCUCUCUACCAAACCCCAGGGAUGAGGCUGCGUUUCCAGCGGUAACAAAUGCAUUUGGAAACCACAUACACGGUGUAGACAUGGACCAGUUCUAUGCGUAUUAUGAUUAUUCCAUUUCCCUGGUACUUGUGGUGAUUGACUUUUGUGGCUCAGUGGGGAACGGGCUCGUCAUCUGGCUGCUGGGGUUCCGCAUGAAGCGGAAGCCCUUCUCUGUCUACAUCCUCAACUUGGCCUGUGCCGACUUCACCUUCCUCUUAAGCAGUAGUGUCAGGUUCAUGCUUCAUCUUUUGGAUUAUAUGCACGAGACUACAAAGCUCGUGGAUGCAACCAUUCUCUUUUCCUUUCUGGUCAGCGUGAGUCUGCUGAUGGUCCUCAGCACCGAGCGCUGUGUCUCUGUGCUCUGCCCCAUCUGGUACAGAUGUCACCGCCCGGCCCAUCUCUCCUCCAUCCUGUGUGCCCUCGUCUGGGGGCUGACCCUUUGUGUGGGCUUGUGGAGGGUAUUGUGUGAUCUCUUUCAGAACACCUCAUGCAGGGUUGUGUGUAACUUGGUGGCUGAUGGGUUAUCCUUCAUCACCUUCCUGGUGCUCUUUGUGUCUGGUGUAACUCUGCUCAUCCGGGUCCAAUGUGGCUCCAGGAGAAGACAGACCACCAGGCUGUACGUGACCAUCCUGCUCAACGUGCUGGCCUUCCUGCUGCUUGGGUUACCUUAUAGUGUGUGGGAAAUUAUGUCUAUCGCUUUGAUAUCAUCGCCCCAUGAUCACAUUCUACAGCCUACGUUCUACCUUCUCUCGGUUGUCAGCAGUGUGGUGAACCCCAUCAUCUACUUCUUUGUGGGAAGACAUGGGCAACCACGGGGCUGGAAACCACUCCGGCAAGUGCUCCAGAGGGCACUGACAGAUGAGGAGGAGGGCACUGAGUGGAGCAGCAGGGUCACUGUCUUCAGACAGAACCAGAUGUCCAACUGAGCUCAUGAGGAGGGCUUUGCUAGAAACCUAGUUCUGACCCUUCAUCCAGGCCAGUCGUCUAGGAAGGAUGUAUCUCUUUAAAAAGUGUCACCUCAAGGGCCAGGGAGUGGCAUGCCUGGUUAAACGCACACAUUACAGUGCUCAAGGACUUGCUCUCCACCUGCACGGGGUGGGGUGGGGGUGUGGGGGGGGACUUCAUGAGUGGUAAAGCAGGGCUGCCAGUAUCUGUCUCUAUCUCCCCCUCUCUUCUCAAUUUCUCUCUGUCUCUAUCCAAAAUUAAGUAAAUAAACAACAAAAAAUUUUAAGUGUCACCUUACCUUGGAUAGAGCUUGAAGGAAUCAUGAAUUGAGAUAAGCUGGAAAGAAAAGGAUGGAUAUGGGAUGGUCUCACUCAUUGACAUAAGUUGAGAAAUAUGAACACAAAGAGGAAACACAACGUAGACUUUGACUGGGUUGGGUGUAUUGCACAAAAGUAAAGGACUCUGGGGCGGGGCAGGGCACUUUCCGGUCCUGAUGCGUGAUGGUGGAGGGGGACCUAGGCUGCGGGGGUGGUGAGAGUGUUUUCCAGAAAACUGUGGAAUUUUACACAUGUACCAAUGGCUCCAUUUAUUGUAAACCAUUAAACCCCCCCAACUAAAAAAAUAAAUAAAAGAAAAAACAAAGGACAAUACAAGGUGAUUCCUCUGAAGUUCCAGGCUUAAUUCCCAGUACCAGCCAUAAGCCCAGGGCGAGCUCUGCUCUGGUCUUGGCCCCUUUCUCUCUCUCUCUCUCUCUCUCUCUCUCUCUCCCUCUCCCUUCUUUGCCCCUCCCUCUUCUUGUCUCUCUCAGUCUCACUCACUUUCUUCCUAUCUCUUCCUCUCUUUCAUUAAAACUACAAAGUAAAUAAAACAAAAACAAACUAAAAACUGUUUUUAAAGCCU